Molecule: messenger RNA, 3418 nt
Organism: Doryrhamphus excisus (bluestripe pipefish)
Lineage: Eukaryota; Metazoa; Chordata; Actinopteri; Syngnathiformes; Syngnathidae
Gene: larp7
Product: La ribonucleoprotein 7, transcriptional regulator
Biological process (GO): RNA processing
Cellular component (GO): nucleus; ribonucleoprotein complex
Molecular function (GO): RNA binding
Source: RefSeq, a predicted model, not a curated record
ACCGGACGUCGCUCACAUGGCUGGCGCAUAUGUGUGACGUAUAUAUUGUUCGACGGCAUUAAAUGUAUUAGUUGAGGAUGAAGUUAGCGGCUACUUGCGCAACACUUUAAUUUUUACAUGCUACGUUUUUAACUGGACACGUUCGUCCCCUUUAAUUUGGCAUGGAUGACUCUCAGAGGGGUGUUGAAGGUUGUGCGGAGCCCAGAAGUAAAACCAAUGAGACGGACAAGAAGAAAAGAUCCAGGGUGAAGCAACUUUUGGGUGAAGUCAAGAAACAAGUGGAGUUCUGGUUCGGAGAUGCAAACUUAAGCAAGGACCGCUUCUUGAAAAAGCUCAUCGAGGAGUCAGAAGAUGGAUAUGUUGACUUAUGUGUGCUGGCAAGCUUCAAUCGCAUGAAGAAGCUGACAAGUGACACCAAGCUCAUCGCCAGGGCGCUGAAAAACUCAUCCGUGGUCCAGGUUAAUUUAGAGGGUGAUAAAGUAAGGCGGCAGAAACCGAUUGGGGAUUUACCAAAUGACGUGGACAGCCGCACAGUCUAUGUGGAACUUCUGCCCAAAGAUGUGACUCACAGCUGGAUCGAGAAGGUCUUCUCUAAAUGCGGAAAUGUUCUUUAUGUGAGCAUCCCAAGGUACAAAAGCAGCGGACACUCCAAGGGUUUCGCCUUUGUGGAGUUUGAGUCGUCUGAACAAGCAAAUGAAGCCAUUGAGAUGCUGAACAACCCUCCUGAAGAUGCGCCUAGGAAGGCUGGAAUUUUUCCCAAGACGCUACACGGGAAGGCACUUCAGCUACCACCAGACAAUCCACCUUCUGGUGGAGCUGAAGAGGAGAAGAAAAAACGCAAGAAGAAGAAAAGGAAGGUGGAGACGCCGGCUGAAGAUACCAAAGUGCUGCCGAUGGAAGCUGAUUUGACGGGUCAGCAGCAGCUGAAGAAGAAGAAAAAGAAGCAGCACUCAGAUGCCGGUGAAAUAUCAGAGAAAAAAAGACGACGUUCGCACUCAGCGGACGAAUCAGAAACGGAAGUGCCCUCCAAGAUGAGGAAGAAAGAUGACGACGCCUCAGGAAGCAAUGCUCCUAUGGAAGGCAAGAGGGGCGUGGAGGAUGGCAAAGAAAACCAAGACGACUCUCUGGUCAAAGUGAAGCGCAAGAGAAAAAAGAAACAUAAGGAAAAGCUGAAAAUUGAAGAGGAGGUCAUUCCACUCAGAGUGCUAUCCAAGAAAGUGUGGCUUGACCUCAAAGCGGAGUACCUGAGGCUCCAAAAAUGCAGCAUGUCAUCUUUGAAGAAACGCAUGACAGAGCUGGACGGCGAAGAUCGCUGCACAGCGACAGGGGGCGAAGGCGAGACUCGGAUUGAGACGAUGGAGGCUGCGAGUCAGGGUCCCCAGUUCACCAGCGGCGUCAUCGUAAAGAUUACAGACAACAAGGCGCUUCCUGGGAGGAAGAUGAUCAAGGAUACGCUUUCCAAAAUCUCCCCUGUUGCUUAUGUGGACGUCCUGGAAGGAGAUGCCGAGGGCUUUGUGCGCUUCCACAGCUCGGAGGAAGCACAGGCCGUCAGCGAUGCCGGGGCUGACCUGCAGAGAGAACAUAGUUGGCAACUGGAGAUCCUCUCAGGUGACCACGAACAAAGGUACUGGCAGAAGAUCCUUGUGGAUCGUCAGGGCCGACUGAACCGUCCCAGGGAUAAGAAGAGGGGCAUAGAGAAACUCAUAUCCAAAGCGGAGAAGAUCAUCAUGGCUCGGGCAAAGGAGGCUCAUAAGCACAUUCGCUUCCAAGAUGACUGAUUGCUCUACUUUUACACGCCAGCAGGUUUUUCCUAUGGCAGUGGUCUGUAUCGAACAUGAUAGAUUUCUGUGAUUAUGAUUCCCCCAGUGGAGAUGUCACAAAAUUUGUUUUUUUUAAUGUAAUUUUACAGCAAGGCUAUUUAAUUAAUCAUUAAAAAGGUGCAUGUCUGGAGUAUGCAUUAAAGGAAACAAGCAUUUUGAUUAAUAAUAUGCGCAAAUGGAGAAUUGAUUAUUGUAGUGUGCAAAACAAUGCACUAAAAUUUAAAACAGAAAAUUCAUUAAAAAAUGAUGAGUUGAGGGAAAAAAUAUUAAAUAUUUAAUGUUAUGGAUAAACAUUAAUGUUUGUAUUUUAUAUAAGAAUUUUAUAUGAGAAUCUUAAUCUGAUCCACCAGCUGUGUCCUUUUUUUUUAACCUUUAACAUCAGAGCUGUCCAUGACACAUAGCUGUUGUGCUACGUUAGUCAUAAAGGAAUAUAUAUUUAUAUAUAUAUAGAUAACCAUUCACUCACAUUCAUACCUAUGGAAUCAAACCAUGUGUGGCCUACGCGCUAACCACCACGAGCACCGUGCAGCCCAUACAGGAAACAGUCAGAUGCAAUCUCCAAACAACACAACACGUUUUCAAACCCGUGAUGCACAAUUUUAACCUACCUACUGCACCACGCAAAUUACCCAUGCCAAAAUUCCACCCAUAGUUCUGCCGCAAGACAUGCUAGGUGGCUUGUACUCUGUCUCGUAACAUUUUGCCAUGUUGUCUAAUUUUUGCUAAUUGCAAAAUAUGUGGAGGUCGUCAUCAUGGACGUAAACAAGGACGUAACAUACUCUUGAUAUCCAAUGUUUCAUUAUUCAUUCAUUCUUAUUCUACCGCUUUUCCUCACAAGGGUCACAGGGGUGCUGAAGCCUAUCCCAGCUGUCUUUGGGCAAGAGGCGGGGUACAUCCUGGAUUGGUCGCCAGCCAAUCAAUCACAGGGCACAUAUAGACAAACAACCAUUCACACUCACAUUCAAUUUGGAGUCUCCAAUUAACAUAGCAUGUUUUUGGAAUGUGGGAGGAAACCGGAAUCCCUGGAGAAAACCCACACGCACGGGGAGAACUCCACACAGAGAGGGUGGAAUUGAUGUUUCAUUAUUCAUAGCUCAUAUUUUUUUUCUGUUUGAUUACCCAGCAUGCUUUGCAGUACUUGUAAAUAACAGUUUGUGUUGUUUACCUCUUAGCUGUUUAUCACCCAUGUAGAAGUAGAAGUUGAUUUAUGUGAUGUGUUAAUUUGCUGUAGAUAUGUUGUUUUUGUUUAGUUGUACUGUUUUAUACACAUAAGUACUGCAUUGUUAGAGAGUAUAUAGUAGUGUUGAGCACUACCACGCACAAAUUUGACUUCCUCCUAUUGUUUAACAUUUUUAAAUAUUUUGAAAUGUGCUCACAUCUUUUGGUGGGUGUUUUGCUUGCUGACGCAGAAGAGCUGACCUGACCUGUGUAUGCAUGAUUCAUAGACACAUACAUAUAUUCAAAUCCUUCACAGCCCACCCACUAGACUGCCUUCCAAUAACGUGUGUCGUGUGCACUUGGAGACAAACGUUUAAAAAAUUGCCAACUUUUAAAAUAAUUUUCUUUCACCAUCUGUCUUGUUUAUCUAUUUUUUUUCC